GAGUACAGCGGACUUUUCGAUGCAGCCUGGCCAUGCACACCCCCCGCUCCCCCCCGGGACAUGACGCGGGGUCUCUCCAUCCAACAGCAGACACACCUCACAUCAAUUCUGACUACUAUGCAUGCGUACGUACGAGAUAGAAACACCUAUGUACUAUCACCGCCGUCGGCUCUCGUCGCUCAUGCAUGCAGCGCUCUGUGGUUCUGCUGCGCCAGCCGCCACAUGCCUUAGUAGCCGCAAUUUACCACUGCGCGAACGUGCCUGCCUCAAGGCCUUCCGUCAUGGUCGGACCGGAGAGGCGUCGGCCGCGCUGGGUAUCGGCGCUUGGCGGCAUGGCAGAGCUCUUGUGCUCAGACUGCGCUCGGACGAUCGUCGACGACGGCUGGAAGUGCGUGCGGUAUAGGUACCCACCUCCGAGCCCGU
This is a messenger RNA of Emiliania huxleyi CCMP1516, 423 nucleotides long. RefSeq lists its product as hypothetical. Bases 182 to 403 code for a protein of 73 amino acids. The record is from RefSeq and is a predicted model, not a curated record. The transcript has a single exon. Lineage: Eukaryota; Haptophyta; Isochrysidales; Noelaerhabdaceae.